AUGCCCAUCGAUUUCGAAAAGGCUAUCGGUGAGUGCACUGCUUCCCAUCUGCCCUUUUGGGUGGACGAAGUAGCCCCAUGCCCGCCUUUGUGCUACCGGCUGCGGGCCCCACACCGUUUACCCCGGGCUUGGGCGAGGCGAUUCGGGCGGACAGGAGCGACUCAAUGACGACCGCCGAAUGAGAUUCCUCACCUCCUAUGAAGAGCGGAUUGCUAACUCGCUCUUUUGGUGUUGGGUUCAGGCUACGAGAAGACCCCCGCUGCGGUCUCGUGGAACCAACGUGACUUGUUGCUCUAUGCCGCGGGUACGUUUCAAAUCUCCGAGCUCUCCUCUCGAGACCUCGAAGCGAGGGCCAAUCCCGGGACUGUGGACCGAUUGAAUCCGCGUUGUGUUUGAUGGUGUCCUAGGUAUCGGAGCCAAGCGCAACGAGUUGACGACUCUGUUCGAGCUCAACAAGGACUGGCAACCUUUCCCCACCUACCCGCUCGUCCUCGGUAAGUUCUCGGACCCACUCGUGGGCAGACCUGGUGGCCUCCUGAGGCGCUCCUCACCAAACUAUCUGUUCGAAAAGAAUCACGGCACAUUGCUAACUUCAUCCCUCACCUGAAUUAGGCCUGAAGGGUGACUCCGAAUCGAUCAACGAUUUCUCCAAAGCUAAAGACGCCGGAGGAGCCACUCCCGGUCUCCCCGCGUUGAACCCCAAAAAGUUGGUCCACGCCGAGCAAUCCAUCUGGAUCCUCAAGCCCAUCCCCGCCGAUUCGGGUAAGGGGUGGAAGUUGCGCAAGCAGAGCGUAGGCGUCAAGGAUACGGGCAAGGGUUUACUCGUCGAUGAUUCGCAGGAGUUGGUUGGCCCGGAUGGGGAGGUUUAUGUGAGGAUGUGAGUACUGCUUGGCUUGCGGCUCAAUUUGGUCGAGCAGUGAAGGAGUGAAACAUUGACAGUUUCUGUCACCUGCAUCCCUUCCAGGAUCUCGAGUGGUUACGCCUUCGGCGACUAUACCAAAGAUGAACCCAAGUGGAAGGGGUUCCAAAAGAGCAUCGCUCCUAAGCAGCCAACCAAGGCCGCCAACAAGCCUCCUGCGAGGAAGCCCGACGUCGUCUUCUCCGAGAAGACGACUGAGGAACAGGCUAUUAUUUACCGAUUGAGUGGUGAUUACAACCCUCUUCAUAUUGAACCUUCGAUCGGAAAGGUACGUUCUUCUCUUCUUCCCACUUCGCUUCGAGCUUGAAGCUAAUGAAGCUCUCCAACGAAUCGCCAAUUUUUUACAGGAGUUGGGUUUCCCCGGUGCGAUCCUGCACGGCUUGUGCUCGUACGGCCAUGCGGCCCGAGCACUCGUUCUUAACAUUACGGGUGGAGACGGUUCCAAGCUCGUGUACAUGUCAGCUCGAUUCACGAGGCAAGUCUCUUCGCUUUUUUAAAACUCUUUCAACCCGUGCGCUGAUCAUCCGACCCGUCGUUGAAACAGCCCCGUGAUGCCCGGCGACGAACUCGAGACUUCGAUGUGGUUCAGUUCCGAGGGGGAGAACACCCGUGUCGACUUCACCCAAAAGAUCGUCCAAUCGGGCAAGACGUGCUUGGGUGGCGGUGUUGCGCUUUUCAAGGGCAAGGCUAGCAAGCUUUGA
Molecule: messenger RNA, 1620 nt
Organism: Microbotryum saponariae
Lineage: Eukaryota; Fungi; Basidiomycota; Microbotryomycetes; Microbotryales; Microbotryaceae
Source: the annotation of a GenBank genome assembly